Sphaeroforma arctica JP610 is the source of this 1710-nucleotide messenger RNA. RefSeq lists its product as hypothetical. NCBI's taxonomy places the organism in Eukaryota, Ichthyosporea, Ichthyophonida. Gene Ontology annotation, cellular component: delta DNA polymerase complex. Gene Ontology annotation, biological process: DNA strand elongation involved in DNA replication; DNA replication. The transcript is spliced from 9 exons. Gene Ontology annotation, molecular function: DNA binding. The record is from RefSeq and is a predicted model, not a curated record. Bases 176 to 1681 code for a protein of 501 amino acids.
UGUAAAUAUAGCGACUGACAGAAAAUUUGAGGAAUUGGCUAACGUGUCUAUGUACUCUUAUCCUUAUCGGUUUAUUCGGUUAGAUAUAUCUGUUCCAACUGUUACUAGGGUACACCACAAUCGUGUGAGAUAUUAGCGUACAGGACUAAGUUAAAGUGCUCAAUUGUAGCAGACAAUGAUGUCUACAACUUCCGAGGUGGUUUCAUCUCUUAUUUCCGCACCCGGUAUGGAAUACACGCAUACGGCGCACGAGAAUAAUCUACCAUCGGGUACUGCGAAUGCCACCGAAACAAGUAUGAAAACUGCCACGGAUUCGUUGAUGCAGGGAAUUCCAACUGGGGACAGGGAUGUACAAAUUGAGCGUGCCAGCAAUGUUGUUGUAGACCAGGGGAACCGCUUCCAGUCAAGAGAAAAAGGCGUACAAAGGCAGUUUGCACAAAUCUAUUAUGCUAGGUUGGAGAUGCUAAAACGAAGCGUUAAGGAGCGUGCUUUAAAAGAGUGGGGCGAAGAUGCCCCGUUUGUGCAAAGUAUUCUCGGCUUGGAGUUGAAUAAGAAGGCCUGCAUAAUUGGUACGAUAUACAAGGAAAUGACGAUGAAACCAAAUAUUCUACGAGAUCUCGAGGUGGACACAUUCGCUGCUGUACCAGCACCCAAGGACAAGCUCACGGAUGCGACAGAUAAACUAAUUUUAGAAGACCAAGCCGGAAGAAUCAAUCUGAUCGGCAAGAACCUGCCAAUUGACGAUGUUGUUACUGGUGUUGUCGUGGCCUGCUACGGUAUCGAGAAUGCAGACGGAGACUUCUUUGUCACGAGCUAUUGCUUUGCCGAUAUGGCACCCCAGAAGAUGCGAGAGCUGAAACCAGAGCCUGUAGACGGAGAUACAUAUAUAGGUCUUGUGUCUGGGUUGAAUAUCAGUCCGCAGAAUAAGAACCUUUUUCCUGUGCAGAUGAUGGCUGAUUACCUCACCGGCAACCUUGGCAACGAGAACGAAAACUCCGUUGUGUCACGAGUCUCGCAUUUGAUGGUUCUUGGCAAUUCUAUGGGACCUAUGCCAAAGAAAUCAGAGAUACAAGCUUACGUGUCGGACAAGAAUGCCCGUAACAGCUCUGACGAUCAGCACUUUGCAUUGAAAGAAUUGGACUCUAUUUUCUCAGAAAUAACGGCAAAUACACCAAUGAUAGUUUCCCCGGGUGCGCACGACCCCUCCAACUUCUCACUGCCGCAACUGCCGAUGCAUGGGGCUCUGUUUCCCAAUGCAAGCAGACACACUUCAUGGACGUCUGUAUCGAAUCCGUUGGAUGUGAAUAUCGCCGGGAUUGAUAUCCUGGCCACCUCUGGGCAGCCGUUGAAUGAUAUAUACAAAUACUGCAACACAACCGAUCGGUUGAGUAUUAUGGAGAACACACUGCGAUGGCGGCACAUAGCUCCCACAGCGCCCGACACAUUGGCCGUAUACCCCUUCCAAGGCGUCGAUCCGUUCGUGAUGGAGAGUACGCCUCAUGUGUACCUCGCAGGCAACCAACCGGACUUCGAGGAGAGGAUUGUUCGCGGGGCCGAUGGUCAGGAGGUGCAUGUGAUAGCCCUGCCAACAUUUUCCGUAACGCCUGUGCUGGUGCUCAUGAACACGCGGACGUUGCGAUGUCAUCCUGUAUAUUUCAGUGGCCCCGACGACGAUAUUUAAACCCCAUAUCGUAUUAAAUAUUAGAUCAA